Striga asiatica is the source of this 3790-nucleotide messenger RNA. Lineage: Eukaryota; Viridiplantae; Streptophyta; Magnoliopsida; Lamiales; Orobanchaceae. The record is from the annotation of a GenBank genome assembly.
UCUCAAUCACUAUCGUCUUGUUUCACACUCACUGCCAAUUUCUCCUCCUCUUCCAUCCCUGUAGGGUUUCAUAGGCGUUGUCUGGAUACCAGAGAACUUGAUUUUUGUUCUCGAAAAUUCGAAAGAAAGCUCCACCGUUUGAUCCUCUAAUGCAUGCAGCCGGAUUACCCUUUUCCCACAGAUCCACAGCCGGAAUUCUCUCUGUUCCAUCACCCUUUGCUGUGUUGGCAUCGGUGAAUUGAGGUACUCGAGGACGGAGGACCGUAAGAAGCUGUAAUGAAGCCCGAACCUGGAUCCGAAAUCGAGCUGCAGGGGCCCGGGCCCGGGCCCGAAUUCAGCCACAGUGAUUCGGCUCGCCCCGAUCCGGACGCUUGGGAUUGUGUGGACCACUGCAAUGUGCUCAGAGUUAGGCCGAGCGAGGCCAAGGGUUUCGCCGUGUAUUCCAGGAGCAAGAGGUUGAACGAUAGGUGUGUAAGUGGAGUUGGAUAUUUGAAUAAACUCCAGAAGGAUUCGGAUAUUUUGGUGAAGGCUGAGGAGGGCGUGAAUUCGGACAGCGAUGCUGUUCUGGUUGGUGGUCAAGUUCUCAAAAAUGGUGGGGCUGAGGGUAGUAUAGAGACUUCGGGGGUUAAAGGAGGGGAUUCUGAGGAUGAAAUGAUGGAGAUUGAAGUAAAAGAGGAGACGUUUGUACGGAGGUUUAUGCGUCCUGUGUUUAAAAUGAAAGACGACUCUGAAACAGAGAACGGGAAUUUAAGAGACGCUGUGAUUUUGGAGGCGGAUGGUUUUGCGUGUGAAAGUUUAGCAGUGUCGGGUAGUCUCGAAACGAGAAAGGUGGAGAUGAAGAUGCCAAAGCAAAUACUUUUGAAAGGGCUGCCAACGACAGUUAGAGAGCUUUUCGAGACUGGGUUACUGGAAGGAUAUCCGGUAGUCUACAAUGGUGGCAAGAGGGGAUUCCCACUACGUGGAACAAUAAAAGAUACUGGGAUCCUCUGUUCUUGCAGUUUGUGCAAUGGAACUCGGGUAGUCCCGCCUUGUCAAUUCGAGAUACAUGCCAGCAAAUCAUAUAGACGUGCAUCUCAGUAUAUAUGCUUGGAGAAUGGAAAGAGCCUCUUGGAAGUGGUCAAAGAAUGCCGUAAAUCUACCGUAAAAGCAUUAGAACAGACUAUUCGAAACUUCGUUGGGCCUUUGCCUGUGAAGGAAUCAGUCAUUUGUUCAAACUGCAAGAGUGAGUUUCUAAUGUUUAGCACUGGGUGUGUGUCUGUGUUAUGUGUUUUGUCAUCAUUAAUCUCCAGUGUGUUUGCUGUAAUCACUUCUAAGGGACUGCUUGGUGCUGUUUGGGUUGUAGGGAAUUUUCUUGCAACGUCAGCUGCAAAGGUGGAACGACUCUGUGAUUCUUGUGUGAUUAUUCUAAAUUCAGAAUUUGAUACUGAUUGUGAAAAAUCAAGUCCUUGGGAGAAACAUUUUGCCUUGGGAAUGCCUGAAAAUAGUGAAGUGCGUAACUCGCCAAAGAAAAGGGGUUGGCGAGGGAGGAAAAAGAGAAAGCAUUCAGAGUUGACAAAUCAUGCGACAUCUACCGGAAAAUCCUUGUUGCAUGCAACGAGAAAAAAGAGCCAAAGGAAUAUUUUAAAAAUGUUGUCAAAGUCAGCUUCUGUGGAAAAGUCAUCAGAAAGUACUUCAAUGGGUUGCUACGAUUCAACUUCACAUGUUAGGACUUCCAUGCAUGGCUCAGUGAAGAUUAAGUCUACAAGAAAGAUCAUAAAGAAGCCUUUCAGAAAUUCAAAAACUACAUCACUCUCCAAGUCUUCGAAAGGUGGAUCUCCUUCCGGCUCUAUUCAAUCAAUGAGUUCAUUGAAAAUAACUAAAAAGGAUCAGAGAAUGCAUAGAUUGGUCUUCGAGAAAGGUGGAUUACCAGACGGCACAGAAGUUGCUUACUAUUCUAAUGGCAAGCUAUUGCGUGAUGGUUAUAAGAUGGGAUCUGGAAUAAUUUGCCGCUGCUGCAGCACUUUGGUUAGUCCAUCUUUGUUUGAAGCUCAUGCUGGACGGGCCUCUCGCAGAAAACCCUAUAUGUACAUUUACACGUCUAAUGGAGUGUCUCUCCAUGAAUAUGCGGUCUCUCUAUUAAAAGGGCGCAAGUAUUCUUCCAAAGACAAUGAUGACUUGUGCAUCAUAUGUGCAGAUGGUGGGAAGCUUGUUCUUUGUGACGGCUGUCCAAGGGCCUUUCACAAAGGUGAGUGUGCAUCUCUGUCAAGCAUCCCUCGUGGUAAAUGGUAUUGUACAUAUUGUCAGAAUAUGUUCCAGAGGGAAAGAUUCGUUCAGUGGAAUGCCAAUGCUGUUGCAGCAGGCAGAGUUUCUGGUAUUGAUUCAAUAGAGGAAAUGAGAAAUCGUUGCACACGCCAUGUGAAGAGUCCGGAAGAAGCUGAAGUGAUUGCAUGUGUGAUCUGCAGGGGCUAUGAUUUUAGUAAAACUGGUUUUGGUCCACGGACUGUUAUCUUGUGUGAUCAGUGCGAAAAAGAAUAUCAUGUAGGCUGUUUGAAAAAAUGCAAGAUGGCUGAUCUAAAGGAACUUCCAAAAGGAAAAUGGUUCUGCACUGCAGACUGCAAGUGGGUAUAUUCUGCUCUGCAGAAUUUGCUGAAUGCUGGUGCGGAAAAGCUUCCUGAUUCGUCUUUGGAGAUUAUAAAGAAGAAGCUAAUGGAAAAUACUCCUGAGGCUGAUAUUGAUUUUGACGUGAGAUGGAGACUUUUGAACGGGAAAGUUACUUCUCGAGAAACCAGGGUGCUACUGUCGCAGGCUGUAGCUAUAUUUCAUGAUUCUUUUGACCCAAUUGUUGAUUCAGAGACUGGACGGGACUUCAUACCUGCUUUAGUUUAUGGGAGGAAUAUAAGGGGUCAAGACUUCAGUGGAAUGUAUUGUGCUAUUUUGACGGUGAACUCAGCAGUUGUAUCAGCCGUCAUCCUUCGGAUUUUUGGACAAGAAGUAGCUGAACUUCCAUUGGCUGCAACACGUGGUGGUAAUCAGGGCAAGGGAUAUUUUCAAAUACUGUACUCGUGCAUUGAGAAAUUGCUGGCAUUUUUGAACGUAAAAAGCCUUGUUCUCCCAGCUGCUGAUGAUGCAAAGUCAAUUUGGACAGAAAAGUUUGGAUUUGGACAGAUUCCUCAAGAGCAGCUUUUGAGUUACAGGAAAAUAUGUUGGCAGAUGAUGACUUUCGAGGGAACGUCCAUGUUACAAAAAGCUGUUCCAAAAUGCCGAAUCAUAAACCAAGACAAAGCAGAUUCAGAUGUGACCGUGCAGUGACUGGGAAAGCAAAAACUUCAAGCCAUUUAUCUUGCAACUUCUUGGGUUUUGUGUUCAUUAAUAUUUUGAUGAGCUUUCGGAAUAAACCAGCAGCUGUAGAUUCUAGUUGAAACGAGUCUGGCUGAGAAGGAAUAAGGAAAAUUGCUUGAAGUUGAGGAUCAUUAUGUUUACGUCAGGCGAGGAAUGGUUUAAUGAAGAAAAAGUACUUAGCAUUAAGGCUAGUAUUUUUAGGUAAAUUUAAACCAAACAUGCCUGUCAAGAUUUGGGCAUUCGAACUUUCGGCUUGAAGAACCCAUCAUAUGUUACCCAAUGUCGUUGUAGUCUGGUGGUUCCUGUAUAUUGUAUCGUGGAAUUUGUAUGUAUGCUUUUAUUGUUUACCCUAGAAGAUUAUUUUGCCUGAUGUAGUUUUUUUGAUUCAAUGCAGCUCAAUGCUAAUCAGUAAGAAGAAUUUGUUAUUGAAAAUGGAUAGGAUGAGGAUGUAAUGUGAUGUGAUGUGAUGUGA